This is a messenger RNA of Striga asiatica, 528 nucleotides long. The record is from the annotation of a GenBank genome assembly. NCBI's taxonomy places the organism in Eukaryota, Viridiplantae, Streptophyta, Magnoliopsida, Lamiales, Orobanchaceae.
AUGCUUGGAAUUUCUGUUGCUUCGAAUGAUGGAGCUCCCGAUGUGACACACUUUGCCGUUAAGGAGGAAAUGGUGCCCUUGAAAAUCGAUGCGAACAACCACACUAAUAAUCUCCUAAUAGUGAAAAAUUUGUACAUCUCUGUGGACCCUUAUCACCUAAACCUCAUGAAGAGCCAAAAGUACAGUUCGAAUCAAAUCCUGCCCCCCAUUUUACCUGGACAGGCAAUUCCUUCGGUUGGAGUAGGAAGAGUGUUAGAUUCUGUGCAUCCGGAUUUUAAAACAGGGGAUCUUGCGUUUGGAAUGCUGAGCUGGGCACAGUAUACAAUUGUACCAAGUGGAGUUGAACCCAUGUUGCAAAAAUUGGAUGAUAAAAUGGGAUUUCCACUCCCCUAUUAUGCUGGAAUUCUAGGUUAUAGCGGCAUUACAGCGUAUGGAGGAUUUUUUAAAGUCAAAUUUCUGAAAAAGGAGCUGGGGUUCGAUGAAGUAUUCAACUACAAGGAAGAAACUAAUCUUAGUGCUGCUUUGCAA